This is a messenger RNA of Nasonia vitripennis (jewel wasp), 647 nucleotides long. RefSeq lists its product as uncharacterized. NCBI's taxonomy places the organism in Eukaryota, Metazoa, Arthropoda, Insecta, Hymenoptera, Pteromalidae. The coding region runs from base 264 to 647 and encodes 127 amino acids. The record is from RefSeq and is a predicted model, not a curated record. The transcript is spliced from 3 exons.
ACCAUUUUAUGUCCAUUUCUAUGUUCUUGAAAAAAUAUUAUACUAAAUCGUUAGCAAAAUGCAAUGUUAAAGCCACUAAAUAACAUAAUAUAAACAUAGACAGUACGAAUAUAGAUAUAGCACACUUGCAAAUCAACUCCCGACCAUUUGGGCACACAAUACGAUUCCAGAUAAUUGGAAAUAGGCUCAUUCCUAGAUUUCGGCUGAUUUUCUUCGCUCCAUUAAACAGAGCGGCGAGACUUUUUUGUAUAAAAGCCGGACCGAUGCGCGACUUCAGCAUCAGUUCGACUUGCAGCAUUCGCCACUAUAGUAAAGUCAGCAAACCGCAACAAACAGCAACCAUGAAAUUCCUCGUUGCCUUCGGUGUUCUCUGCCUCGUGGCUCUCUCCACCCAGACUCCACUUUUCGAGGGGUGUGACGAGAACAUACAGAGCAUCUUCAAGAACGACUCUUGUUUCCACGUCAAGUGCCAGGAAUUCAACAAGUUGGCUGUCACCUUCCACCAGAUGACCUACCACCAGUGCUUCGCUCCCAAAUGCAAGGAAGGAACACUACUCAAGGGACAGAACCCCGCGGACGUCAGCAAGGUCUACCCACACUGUUGUGCUACCCCAAUCUGUGAAGAACCUGUCAAGAGUUGUAAUUAA